AUGGCCGCCCUCCCUCCCUCUCCUCCCCCCGGCGCGGCGAGGCAGCCUGCGCCGCCGGGCCUCGACGCCUCGCGCAAGCCCUACCACGGCCGAUGCCGUUCGCGUCGACCGGAUGCCCACCACGUCAGACCCCACGCGCCGCGGCCCCUCCUGCGCUCCCCUCACCCUUAUCCUCUCCCCAGCCCCCACCGAUGGACCAGAAGAUUCCUCGGCGCAGCGCUCCGCCCGCUGCACGCAGCCGGGCCACCGGCGUCCUGGCGCCGCUGCCCGGCGCCGUCCGCCCCUCCCCCGCCUCGGACCUCCGUGUCCACGCCCUCAGCUCGCCCUCACCUCCUAUUCCUCACCCGCAUCAUCGAGGCCAGUCCCCCAGGCACGCUGCUUCCUCCAGCGGAAUCGCAUUGCUUCGUCUGCCCCUCCAUCCGUGUUGUGCCCAGGCCCAUCGUCAUGCCCUCUGCAUCCAGCAUCAUCAAGUCUUCGAUCAAGGGACACCAUGUCGGCAGUGGAUCUUUUGGUUCAGUGUAUGACGCGAUUAGCGAUUGCUGCAAUCGAUCCUCCAGAAUUAUACAGGUCAAGCCUCGCAAAAAAGUGAAGUUCCCAAUUUGCUUUAACCUUGCCAAUCAAGAAGGUUGCAAACUGACUGAUGGGGUUCUUUAUGUAGGACAGUGUCCUGAAUGUUGUCGACCUAUUACAUCUGUUGCAAAAGGUUUUAAUGAAUUCAUGUUCCUUCUUGCCUGUUUAAGAGCAUUGCCCUAUGAAAAACGCAGUCCUCAUGGUUGCACUUUGCUACAGGGCAGAUGCGUUCACAGGAUGCUUGAUUCUGCCGCUUUUGUGGGUUCCAAUGUGUUUACACCAGAGAUUAUGGACAGCUAUGCCUCCAGUUUUCCAGAUGUUUCACGUAGAAUAUAUCCCAGAUUGCCCAAGCAUGAGCAAGAAUUUAGAUAUUCGUAG
Molecule: messenger RNA, 948 nt
Organism: Miscanthus lutarioriparius
Lineage: Eukaryota; Viridiplantae; Streptophyta; Magnoliopsida; Poales; Poaceae
Source: the annotation of a GenBank genome assembly